Molecule: messenger RNA, 2060 nt
Organism: Periophthalmus magnuspinnatus
Lineage: Eukaryota; Metazoa; Chordata; Actinopteri; Gobiiformes; Gobiidae
Product: Na(+)/H(+) exchange regulatory cofactor NHE-RF4-like
Exons: 11
Coding region: 94-1281 (395 amino acids)
Biological process (GO): protein localization to plasma membrane
Cellular component (GO): apical plasma membrane
Molecular function (GO): protein binding; protein-membrane adaptor activity
Source: RefSeq, a predicted model, not a curated record
GCUGUGGACACUUUUAUUAACUACUGUCAAUGUUUAACUGCCUCUUUAUUGUCCCUCAGAGGAGUGGACCUUGUGCUGCAGCAAGACGCCAACAUGAAGACACAUGCAGCCUCCCAGAACAUUUUGGACUUUCCUCGCUUUACAUUCAAUCCAAAAGAAGGCAUUGACAAUCCAGCUUUGAACAUUAAUGAUGACGACGAGCAGGUUGUGGUACCCCGGCUGCUCCACCUGCACCGCAUCGAAGGGCAGAGUUUUGGCUUCUCUCUCCGAUGGGAUGAUGGUAUGGGGAGCAGUGAGGGGGGCGGUCCAGAGGGGGGUCUGGAGGUGAGCGUGGUGCAGCCCUUUGGUCAGGCUGAACAGUGCGGACUGAGGCUCGGAGACAGAAUCCUGGAAGUCAAUGAGGAGGAUGUCAUCAAUACAGACUUCAACAAGGUGGUGAGGAAGAUCAAAUUCUGUGGUUGUCAUCUGUUUCUGCUGGUGUUGAGAAAACACGAAUAUGAACAGGCCGUGUCUUCAGAUCUGGAUUUAAAGUCUUUAGUCAAAUCGUUUAAAGGGGAAAAUUUCUACAGACCGAAACUGUGCCACAUCAAACGAGACCCUGAACAUGGCCUCGGCUUCAAUCUCAUCACACUGGAAGGUCAUAGAGGGCAGUUCAUAGUUAGCACAGACAGCAGAGGUCCUGCAGAGAGAGCUGGAGUCUGCAGUGGGGACAAACUCAUCUGGAUCAAUGGGACCAGAGCCUCUUCACUAACACAGUCCACCCUCAACAGAAUGAUGAGAAAGAACCCAGACUCAGUGACUCUGUUGGUCAUAAACAGUGUCAGUGAGGAGUGUUUUAUAAAAAGGAAAAUGCACAUUGUCCCUGAAGUGGCCGAGUGUCGUAAUUUCCCUCAUAAAGCCAGGACCAUGAACCUGGCCAAAGGGAAAGAUGGAUACGGGUUUCUACUUAGACAGGAGCGGAUUGCCUUCAGUGAUAGAACAGUGCAUGUGCUCCGAGAGGUGGACAGUGGUAGCCCGGCGGAGGAGGCUGGGAUGGAGGAUGGAGACCUGCUGUUGGCGGUGAACAGUGAACCAGUAGAGUCUAUGGAGCACGAGGAAAUAGUGAAACUGAUCAGACAGAGCGGGGACAGGGUCAGCCUCACUGUGCUGUCUAUGAGUGCCAGGGACUUCUACAGACAGUUGGGUAUCCCUCCACUGUUAUUCCAUCAGGAUCUUGAAGAAAGUUGCAAUGAAAACGUUACACAAAAUCAGAUGAACCCAAAAGUUGAAGUAUUUUUGUGAUGGAGUCUGAAGAGAAGAAGGGAGGAACAAAUAAAUGUCCUUUGUAAGCCAAGGAAGUAAUUAAUGUCAAAAUUGUAAAAUAAGAAGUUCAAUUAUUAACCAGUAUAUCAGCUGUCUAUAAAUUGUAUAUUGUACAUAUCCAUUUUACAUGAAAAAUUUAAUGAAUGUCUCAUUUAGUUGUGCUAUGCUUCCAUCUAGUCUAGCUCGUUACUUGAAUGACAAACACGUGUAAUGCUAGUAGACCUAGGCCCAAUCCUAAUUGUACUCCUUAGCCAAAGGAGCCAAGGGAACAUAAUUUUGGAAGGGGUUGCUGAGAUAUUGAGAUAAUUUUGCAUUUACACUUUCACCCUUUGCCACCAACACAAACAGCUUCUGGACUCCUGUGGUCAUGCGUACGAAGUAAAUCAGACCACAAAAAAUCAUAUCACACUACAGUUUGAGGACAGCCUUAGCGCUCUUACUCUCUAUACUGCAUAUACCCCUAUGUACCCCUAAUGUACGGUAACACAACCAUGGCUAGAUUCUUUUAUUCUGUUUUAUUUUUGCUUUUCUACCUCUGCUUUAUUUUUCCUGUACUUGUUGUUUUAGCUCCAAAACAAGGAUAAUCGGAUUUUGACUGUGAAUGUAACAGCAGCCUAGCAGAAGUAGGCCUGCGUGUUUAAAUAUUUACUCAUUUAGACAAAACUGACAUAUAACUAAAUAAAGUUUUUGUUGUACGGAUGUAUGCUGGAUGUGAAGAAAAUUGUGUAGUAUAAAUGUAAACAGUGCUUUCAUAAAAA